Molecule: messenger RNA, 1174 nt
Organism: Salvia miltiorrhiza (redroot sage)
Lineage: Eukaryota; Viridiplantae; Streptophyta; Magnoliopsida; Lamiales; Lamiaceae
Product: F-box protein At3g07870-like
Exons: 2
Coding region: 44-928 (294 amino acids)
Molecular function (GO): protein binding
Source: RefSeq, a predicted model, not a curated record
CUUAAAUACCUCGAACCCUCGAAAGCCACUGCCGCCGCCAGCUAUGGAGAUCCCAAACACUCGCCGAGAUCUCGAUCUCCCCCAAGAACUCACCGAAGAAAUACUGUCAAGACUUGCGGUGAAAUCUCUCCUGAGAUUCAGGCUCAUUAAUAUGGAGUCCGUCCGUAUAGUGGGGUGCUGUAAUGGGCUGGUCUGCUGCUGCAUUGAUCUCAGGAGAGGGCGUUUCUUAUUAUGGAAUCCUGCCACCAGAAUCUCCAUGGAAUUACCACAAUUGGUAUUAGAGAAUAGAGACUGGCCCUCGUCCAUAUCCGGAUUCGGUUGGGAUGAAUCGAGCGGUGCAUACAAGGUGUUUGUGGUUUUGCGUAGCAGUAGAAAGUUUAUGGGUAGAGUUUAUAGUUCAAACACAAAUUCAUGGAAAACAGUCGAGUUUUUUGAUAUCGGUUUGAUACAUAGUAAGGCGCAUUUUGUGAGUGGAAAGCUUCAUUGGCUUCACAUUAAGAAUACAGAUGAGACGGAUAAUUAUGAAAUUGCUACAUUUGAUUUGAAGAAGGAGGAGCUUGGAGUGAUGAAGCUUCCACGUGGCGCAGAAUCAGUGCGCUUGGGCGUGAACGAGGGUCACCUUACCAUGAUAUUAGAAAAGAAGAGAACAGACUUUGAUGUGUGGGUAAUGAAGCAGGAUUGUUGGGUGAAAGUGAGGGAUGGUGUUGUUUAUGAGCCUUGUGAAGUUCUUCCAUCCGUAGCCCCAUUUUACGCAGUCGACGAGGCGGAGAUUCGGCAAGUUCAUGGGUCGGAUUUUAAGCUCUACGAUCAAGCACGAGAUGAUGUGCAUUUGCAGAUGAAGAAAAUUAGAGAUUCCUUGCAAACGCAUCUCUACAUCGAAAGUUUAGUCUCUCCGGUCCCCGACAAGAAUCUGUGCCGAGCGAUUUGAUUGCAGGUUACUCUCUUCAUAAAAAGAUAAAUAAAAUUCUAUCAGAAUAGUUUGAAGUAGUAGGCUUUGUAGGAAGAAAAUAUUCGAAAGAAUCUUUAGUCUUUAAUUUCUUAUAUAUUUCAUUGGGCAGUUUACUUUGGCAGCUGAUACUUUUUUAGAUUGAUGAAGAAAAAGAAUUCUUAUGAGUGUAUUUCUUUUUAGUUCAUAUUAACCUCAUUUAUCCCAAGAAAAAAAUUAUGUCACGAU